This is a messenger RNA of Acomys russatus (golden spiny mouse), 1604 nucleotides long. RefSeq names its product alpha 1,3-galactosyltransferase 2 (gene A3galt2). The transcript is spliced from 5 exons. Gene Ontology annotation, biological process: carbohydrate metabolic process. Gene Ontology annotation, molecular function: hexosyltransferase activity. Bases 179 to 1228 code for a protein of 349 amino acids. Gene Ontology annotation, cellular component: Golgi apparatus; membrane; vesicle. The record is from RefSeq and is a predicted model, not a curated record. Lineage: Eukaryota; Metazoa; Chordata; Mammalia; Rodentia; Muridae.
CUUACCCACAAGCUCCACCUUCUGGCUCUAGAAUUUAUUGGCCAUCCACCCCAGAGUACCUCAAUGGGUGUGGUUCCAGAGGCUGAGAGGCAGAAAGGAACUGCUUUGUCCCCGUUAGCCACUUUCACUGUGAGCAAGUAGGCCAUUUCUUCCACCUCUCGGGGCUGAAAAAAAUCUGAUGGCAGGCUAUGACAACAGGCUUCUCCCAAUGGCUCUCAAGGGAUUCAGGGCCAAGAAGAGACUCCUGUGGUGGCUCUUCCUGUCCGCAUCUGGUGUCUUAGGCCUGUACCUAUUUGGGUUCCGCAUUCUCAGGCACUUAGAAACCCUCAUCCCCAUGGGCGUUUGCCCUGCAGCCACCACGCCUCUGCUGAAGGACAAUUUCACGGGUGCUCUGCACCACAGGGCCCGGCCUGAAGUCCUGACCUGUACCUCUUGGGGAGCCCCAAUUAUCUGGGAUGGCACCUUCGACCCACAUGUAGCUGAGCAAGAGGCGAGACGGCAGAACCUCACCGUUGGACUGACUGUCUUCGCUGUAGGCAGGUACCUGGAGAAGUACCUGAAACGCUUUCUGGAAUCGGCAGAACAGUACUUCAUGGUGGGCCAGAACGUGGUGUAUUACGUGUUCACCGAUCGCCCUGAAGCAAUGCCCUACGUGGCGCUGGGCCAGAGUCGCCUGCUGAGGGUGGAAUUUGUGCAGCGAGAGAGGCGCUGGCAGGACGUGUCCAUGGCGCGCAUGCGCACUCUACACGAGGCGCUGGGAAAGCAGCUGGGCCAAGAAGCUGACUAUGUGUUCUGCCUGGACGUGGACCAGUACUUUGCCGGUAACUUCGGGCCCGAGGCGCUGGCCGACUUGGUGGGACAGCUGCAUGCCUGGCACUAUCGCUGGCCCCGGUGGCUGCUGCCCUACGAGCGGGACAAGCGAUCGGCUGCCGCGCUGUCGUGGGGGGAAGGGGACUUCUACUACCACGCCGCGGUAUUCGGAGGCACCGUGAAGGCGCUACGCAAGCUGACGGCCCACUGUGACCUUGGCCAACAGCUGGACCGUGAGCGCGGCAUCGAGGCGCUCUGGCAAGACGAGAGCCACCUCAACAAGUUCUUCUGGCUGUAUAAGCCCAGCAAGCUGCUGUCGCCUGAGUUCUGCUGGGCCCAGCCUAUUGGCUGGAGGACAGAGAUCCACCACCCUCGCCUGCUCUGGGCGCCCAAGGAGUAUACACUGGUGCGAACCUAGCAGGUCCACCCUGGCCAGCCAGGUGCAAGAGCGUCUUUGGCACUGCGGGUAUGGAAUACGGACUGUAGGAUGUUUCAAAACCAUGAAGGCAGUUAGAGCUGGUAACACAGUCUCUGGAAGAGGGACUUUGGAACUCAGAGGUAUUGAAAAGAGGCUAGGUACCUGGGGCCUAUAGACCCUUAGUCACCAACUUGUUAGAGAGCCCUUUAGCUCAACCAAGAUGCAAUUUUUUUUUUAAUUUAUAAGUUUAUUUUAUGAGUAAUAUUUUAAACAGACAGAGUAGUUAAUAAUCUUUCUAAAAGAUCUGGGUAUGGGGCUAGAGAGAUAGUUCAAAGCCACCUUGCAGAGGACCUGGGUUCUGUUCACAACACAUCUA